GAAGAGCCCAGGAGGAACCCUCCAAGAAGAGACCCAGAUGAGCCAAGACUAAUCACAUCCUACUGAUAAAAAACCACCCAUGGGAAAUCCAGACCCCGGCAAAGAUCCACGCCCUGUUCUCUGCAAAGUCAUAGCAGUCUUCCUCCUUUUAGCAGGUGCCACAGCCCUCACAGUCUGGCUUGUCUACCGGCCCCACAAACCUCGCUUCCGUGUGGUUGGGGCUGCCAUUUACGACCUCAACGCCACCGCACCACCGUUUAUUUCCACCUCCAUGCAGUUCACCCUCGUCACAAGAAACCCUAAUAAGAGGGUUGACAUAAUAUACGACAAAUUAUCUGCAUAUGUUUCGUAUCGGAACCAGCAAAUAACACCACCCGUUGUUUUGCCUCCGCUUUAUCAUGAGACAAAGAGCACAGUAGCGUUGUCCCCAGUUUUGGGUGGUGUUCCGGUGCCUGUGUCGGCGGAGGUGGUGAAUGGGUUGGUGAUGGAUGAGAGUUAUGGAGUGGUGAACUUGAGGGUUGUACUUUUAGGACGGUUAAGAUGGAAAGCUGGCGCUAUAAGGACAGUGAGAUACGGAGUUUAUGUGAAAUGUGAUGUUUGGGUUGGUUUGAAGAAGGGUAUUGUCGGUCAAGUUCCUUUGCUUGGGGCUCCUCCAUGUAAAGUUGAUAUAUGAAACUUAUAGAGAUCGAUGUAAGCUCUUGGUUUAAAGCUUAUUUUCUUCGUCUACUUCUUCUUCCUUUUUUUUCUAUUAUUAUUUUAUAUAUAUAUAUAUAUAUAUAAAUUUUAGUUUUUUUCCCCCAAAGUAUUAUUACUGAUGCAGAUCAAUGAAGUUUAGAGUAAAAGUAUGAUGUUGUAGGCCAUGAAGUAUUGGCUAAACAAGAAUAAUAAAAGGCUGAUCAUGUAGUCAAUAGCGAUGCUGCUUCUUUAUUUUC
This is a messenger RNA of Pistacia vera, 932 nucleotides long. RefSeq names its product NDR1/HIN1-like protein 12. Gene Ontology annotation, biological process: defense response to other organism. The record is from RefSeq and is a predicted model, not a curated record. The transcript has a single exon. Bases 80 to 673 code for a protein of 197 amino acids. Lineage: Eukaryota; Viridiplantae; Streptophyta; Magnoliopsida; Sapindales; Anacardiaceae.